Messenger RNA from Schistosoma rodhaini, 708 nucleotides. Lineage: Eukaryota; Metazoa; Platyhelminthes; Trematoda; Strigeidida; Schistosomatidae. The record is from the annotation of a GenBank genome assembly.
AUGAACUUAUGGGAUUUAAGAUGUCAAAAGAAAGUUUUUUCGAUUCCAGACAUUCACCAAAAAACACCAACAUGUUGUCUGUUUACUCCGAAUGGAAAUUGUAUAAUUACAACAUCAACAGAUGGAUCCACAAAAUGCACAGACUUGCGAUCCCUCAGAACAUUACUGACCUUGCGUGAUCAUAGGAAUGCUGUAUCGUCAGCAGCCAUCGCUAGAGACGGAAAGUUGCUGGUAACAACAUCAUGGGACAAAACGGUUCACCUAUACGACAUUGAGACUGGAAACUACAGGAGAGAGGGACCGCAGAUUUUAGCUGAUGGUCACACUGGUUCGAUAAGUAGCUGUGACAUAGACGACAAUGGGAUCUACCUAGCGACUGGGGGUCACGACAAGUGUGUUAUAUUAUGGGAUACUGAGAAGAGAGAAGUCAAGUUGUGUCUUAAGAGGCAUACAGAUUGGAUUAAUGACGUACACAUGACAAAAGAUGGGAAAUGGAUUCUAACAGCAUCGAAAGAUAGACUGAUAAGGGCAUGGAAUAUGGAAGUGAUUGAAAGGUUGCCAUUCAGUUACUUACCUGGCAAUGAGCAAACUGUUCUUACUUUAAAGUGCCCGAACUGUGAGAAAAACUUCAUCCAGACAACAACAAGUGACUGGAGAAGGAGACCUAAGUGCUUAUUUUGUGACCUCGAUGCAAAAACAAACAAUUAA